Messenger RNA from Octodon degus (degu), 851 nucleotides. RefSeq names its product serine/Arginine-related protein 53. Gene Ontology annotation, cellular component: cytoplasm; nucleus. The record is from RefSeq and is a predicted model, not a curated record. Gene Ontology annotation, biological process: alternative mRNA splicing, via spliceosome. The transcript has 7 exons. Lineage: Eukaryota; Metazoa; Chordata; Mammalia; Rodentia; Octodontidae. The coding region runs from base 132 to 851 and encodes 239 amino acids.
AGGAAGGCGCUGAGCUUAAACUGGAGCGAGUUCGGAGGACGCUAGUGGCGCCCUGAUCUGCGGAAGGGUUUCCAGGUCUGCGACGCUUGCACAUCAGCGGGAGGUGCGAGCACGAAGGUCGGGACCCAGACAUGGGACGCCGGUCAUCAGACACUGAAGAAGAAAGCAGAAGCAAGAGAAAAAAGAAACAUCGUAGACGAUCAUCUUCUAGCAGUUCUUCAGACAGUAGAACAUAUAGCCGAAAGAAAGGUGGAAGGAAAUCAAGAUCAAAGUCGAGAUCUUGGUCCAGGGAUCUUCAGUCUCGUUCACAUUCUUAUGAUAGAAGACGCAGGCACCGGUCUAGCAGUAGCUCUUCUUAUGGCUCUAGAAGAAAACGAAGUCGAAGUCGUUCAAGGGGUCGAGGGAAGUCUUACAGAGUUCAGAGGUCUAGGUCUAAAAGCAGAACAAGAAGGUCCAGGUCAAGACCUCGUCCACGUUCCCAUAGCCGAAGCAGUGAACGUUCCAGUCACAGAAGAACCCGUAGUAGGUCCCGGGAUAGAGAUCGACGUAAAGGCAGAGAUAAAGAGAAAAGAGAAAAGGAUAAAGGCAAGGACAAAGAAUUACACAUCAAACGUGGGGAAACUGGAAACAUCAAAGCUGGAUUAGAACAUCUGCCACCAGCUGAACAGGCCAAAGCCAGACUACAACUAGUUCUUGAAGCUGCUGCAAAAGCUGAUGAAGCAUUGAAGGCCAAAGAAAGAAAUGAGGAAGAAGCAAAGAGAAGAAAGGAGGAAGGUAAAGAAAUAGGUUUAGGUUUCCUCUGCCUCACCCCCAAAGAAUCACUAUUUGGCAUGAUUCUCCAUAUUCUUUAA